AUGGACGAACCCAAUUCAGGUUAAUUUAGAGCAUCUCAAUCCCCAAGCAAAGGACUGCUCACUUCAACUAAUCUCAAGGCAUCAAUGCAAUCAGACUAAGGUAAUAAGAUUUUGGGAUCUUAAAACGACUAAUUGUCUCCAAAGUAAUCAGUAAACUCUAAGGCAGUUGAAGAGACCUAAUAUUUGAAUGGAUAGCAAGUUAGAUUCAAACGUAUGUUUUCACCUCAAGCGACUGGGGGUUUAAAGAAAGAUGAACAUAUCAUUAAUGGCGCUAUAUUGUCUCUGGAACAUUCAUUUGGAUUUCUAAAUUCUGUCAUCGAUAAAAAUGCUCAUUUUAUUUCAGAGGAUACUCUAGUGUUCCCAAGUGGUAGACAUCUGGCCACAAUGGACUUAGUAAGUAGACGCAUGGAUUUCAUCAAGAGAGAAGAUAGCAACUACACAUCAACAAUCACUAGCAUGCAAGUUGGAUUGUCGAGAAAGAAGGAGCUUGUAGUUGCUAUUGGAGAGAAAUCUCAAGGUGGAACACCAAGAGCUUCUAUAUAUAUUCCAUCUAGACUAAGAUGGUUUAGACUUGAACACGAUUAGGAGGUGCUGCCAUAAGUAACUGAAGAAUCAAAUAUUGAGCAAAUAUAUCUUCCAAAUUACAAAAAAUAUUGUAUUACUGUAACUAGACCACAGGAGAGAAGUAAUUUAAUCGUCUCCUAUUUCAGAUACGAGAAAGAAAAAAUAUCUAGAGUGAGUGAAGUUAAACCUCAAGUAAGAAGAAUAGCUAUAAGUCCCAAAAAUCACUAUCACUUCUUAGCAUUUGGUAAAAGCUAUUUAAAGAUGUAUGAUGCUUCAGAUAAAGCCUUCAAGGAAAUGAAAGAUUAAAUGAUUCCUAUUAAACAUGAGAGAGAAAAUGAUUUCUUGGAAUGCAUAUUCAUCCAAGAGAAUAUCUUUGUGGCCUGCUCAACCCAAAAUAACUUCUUCAUUGUUGAAAGUGGUGUGGUCAAAUACUAUAUCAAUAUUUCAUUUUCAGUUAAAAACUCAAUCAGAAAUCUAAAAUCUGCAGUUAAGCAAGAUGGGGACAAAGAUAGUGAUUUUGAUAAUGGACAUAAGGAGGAAGUAGAUGAUGGAAGUAAAGCAUAGAUAUCUUGCUUAGCAGCGCAUAAAAAGGGAUUUGUGGUUGGCUCUAAAAAUGGAGGCUUUAUUGGAGUCUAUGAGAUUGAGCGAGAUUUUUCUAUAAAUCAUGUAGAUACAUUUAAAGUAGAUCCUCACUGCACCGAGAUCACUUCUGUGUCAAUAUCAUUUGACAGGCAAUAUCUAGUUAUCAAUGCCAAAAUCUCAGAAGAGAAUAACCACCAUCAUUUGGCGUCAGCUCACUAAGAGCCUGAGGAGACCGGAUUUGAUGAAAGACUUGAGCUUUUUUAUCUUAAUUUGCAUCAGCUAAGUGUUCUCAAGAAUGUGUUCACACUCCCAAUCAAACCAGUAUUUCCAAAAGGAAACAUUAUGGGUGCUUUAUUAGAUAUGUCUAUCGGAGUCAGCAAAGAUUUAAUAGUCUCUGUCGGCUAAGAUAAAUACAUCAGAGUAUUUGAAUAUGCAGGAAGUCAGCAUAUUUCUGAAGCUAUUGCUGGUCCUAAUGGAAGUCAAGGCUAAAACAAUUAAAUGGCUCCUACUAGUUCAUUGCAUGCUGGAUCAUUGAAUCAGAUAUCAUCACAUAGAUCUAAAGAUUAAGUUUUUUGUAUUGCUAUUCAUCCAAUGGGACUAUAAUUAGCUGUUGGUUUUAAAGAAAAGCUUAAGAUAUAUUACUUGCUUGAGGAUGAGGUUAAAGUUGCAAUAGAUUUUCAAACUAGAAUUUGCUUAUCAGCUAGAUACAGCAAUGGAGGGCAAUAUCUUGCAGCAGCUAAUGGGAAUAUUAUUUGGAUUAUAGAUCCUUAUACGUUUGAGUUGAAGUUCUAGCUACAUGGCCAUCCUAGUUUUGUUAAGAUUCUACAAUGGAAUGAAUCAGAUAGCAUGUUAAUGUCAGUUUGUAACAAUGGAAGUGCUUAUGGCUGGUCAUCAAACUUUGAAAACUACACAAGAGACAGUAAGCCUUAAAAGAAAUCAGUGACUGGCGAUGAUUCAGGUGGUUAGGCUAGUAAGAUUGAAUUCAUCAUGAAAAAUGUGAAGAUUCAUGCUAUGGGCUAUGAUGAAGAAUUUGAUUUACUCUAUGUUUCUUCUUCUGACAAUAAAUUGACACUAUAUAGCACAGAUGGAGGUAGAGGUAUUAAGAAUUACAUGCAAUUAUAUAUUGGAUCAGAUACUGAGCUUACUUCACUUUUAUUAGCCAAACAGCAGAGUGUACUUUUCGCUGGAACCAGCAAAGGCAGCAUCAGAGUAUACCUCUGGCCUAUUCUAAAAAGAAAGCAAAAUAAUCUAAACCCUAUGCAGCAAGCAGCAUUAGACCUUGGAGCUAAUCCAAAUGGAUUACUUUAAUAAUCUGAAUACUAGUGUGAAUUUAUGGAAUACUUUGUGCAUCUUGGCAAGAUUGUGAGUUUAUCAUUAUCAGCAGACAAGCAAAGCAUAGUUUCAGCAUCUGAGGAUGGAACUGUGUAUAUCCAGUCUAUCAAAGAGAUGUGCAAUGGUGUUGAUAUGAAUUUAAAUGUUUCACUUAUAGCAGCAUCUACUUCUCAGCAGCACUAGGAAAUCCUGCAAAAGAAGAAGAAGACUUAAAACCUUAACAAAUGCAAGGUUCACCUAAACAUGAAUUAGCUUUCACUAGUCUUUAGACAAGCUAUUGAGCAGAAAAAUUCCUAGAUUCAAGAACUUAAGUACAAAGUUGACAACCUCAAGUCAUUAUUCUAAGGAGAACUAUAAAACAUAGCUGAUAAGAAAACCUAAGAGAUUAAUAAACUCAAUGAGAAAAAUGCAAAAGAACUGGAAGAGGAGAAGCAAAGAUACAAGAACUUGCAAGAGGAGCAUGAAAAUGAGAGAAAUUAUCUCCUCAAGACUAUUGAGAAUAAUCUUGAAGCACAUAAGAAAGAGCUGAAGGAGAUAAACGAUGAUUAUCAAUUGAAACUAAAAAACGCAUAUAAGUAGCAUGACAAAUUAGUAGAGGCAUAUGAAGAGUCAAAGUAGAAUUAUAAGAAGGAAUUGGAAUAGAUACUUGACAAAAACAAAGAAGCUCUUGAACAAAUUGAGAAAGAAUAUAGGAUAAAGUAUGAGGAACUUUAGAAGAAUCACAUUAGAUUGAUUAAUGAUAUGAAAAGAGACGGCGAGAAGUUUGAUGUAGCUUUAGAGUAAUGCGAGUAGGAAUACGAACGAGAGCUUUUAAAGAGAAGAGAAGAUUUCUCAUCAAACAUGGGGAAGCUAGGCAAGAAUCUGGAUGACUUGAGAGAGAGUCACGAAAAACUUGCUAGAGACAGAGAUACCAUGAAGAAGAAGUUGGAAGAUUGCGAUGAAAUACAGUUCAAGUUGGGAUCAGAGCAGGAACAGUUCUAAAAGAAAAUUCUAGACAGUAAUACUAGAUUAGUCAAGAUGCAGGAACAACUUGGUGAGAGAGAAGAAGUCAUUAAGAGCAAGGAAAAGAGCAUCAAGGACCUAAGAAAUAUCAAUACACAUUUGGAAAACUUUAGAUUUGUGCUUGAUCACAAAAUACGGUCACUUAAAGAUGAGAAGUUGCCAAUGGAGCAGCAGAUCAACAACUUAGAGAAGCACAUCAAGCAGAUGUAUCAAGAAUUGCUUGAUGAGUGCGAAAAGAAGAAAGAGCUAAUGAACAAGCUCAAAGCAUCAGAGGAUAAACUUAAUGUUCUUAAGCAUUAGCUCAAGCAAAGAUAAGAUGAAGUAGUAUUCACCAAGAGAAAACUAGAGUUGCUUUAAUAUGAUCUUGGAGGAUUAAUUAGAAACGAAGCUCUAAGUGACUGGCCUGAGAAGGUGAGCUAACUUUAUGAGAAGCAUUUUGAGAAGAAACUCAAGCACAAGGAUGAACAGGUCACAGGACUAAACAAAGACAAUGAAGAUCUCAUGUCUCCUCAGAGGAACGAGGAAGAACUAAACAUCAAGGAUGAACUGAUUAGACAAAAUAACUGGAUGAAUAGCAAACUCAAGAGCAUCAUGGACAAGAACAGCAAGCUGGAGAAGGAAAAGAAAGAUUUAUAUCUCAAGAUACAGAAGGAAAAUACAGAGCUAAUUAAGGAGUGUAACAUGCUUAGAGCCAGCAAUCAAAAGAUAUCUAAGAAGGUGCUCAUUUUAGAAAAGAAACUUAAAGAUAUUUCUGGGAUCUCACUCUCUAACGCCAAUUUGGUGGAGAACUAGCUUGAGGGCUUCCUCAAAAAGGCUGCACCUCUGUCAACCAAGCACAAGGAAACACCCUUCAUGCAGCUAAAGAAGGGUGGUAACAAUGGUAACAAGAGAAAUCAGAUGCUUAUGGAUUACUAUCAGCAAUAUGCUAUGAAUCAGACUGGCAACCCAAAGAUGUCAGGGGAUAAUCUAGAGGGUAUUAUUGGUGAAAUGGAAAAGAAUCAGACUCAAAUUCAGAUGCAGAACUACGAAAUCUCACAACUCCAGGAGAGAGUGCAGCAAUUCCUGAGAUAGCCAAGUGGAAAUCAAAGUUAAAUGGAGAGCGAUUAAAAGCUUCCUCCUAUUCCUGGUGGAAACAGUUUAUUAAAGUCGGAAUCAUAACCAGUUUUGGGAAUGGUUGGAAGUGGAAUAGGACAUGAAGGAGGUAUGGGUAUGAUGAAUUAGAAUUCUCAAAUGUCAGGACUAACAAUGACCAUGAGGAAAGAUGAAUCUAAUCAAAGAAGUUUGUAUAAACAGCCUGGUAUGUCAACAACUAUGAGUCAAGGCAGCAUGAUGACAAGUCAGCAACUCCCUUAUGCAAGAAAGGAUUCUAGACAGAAGUAACUCUGA
This is a messenger RNA of Stylonychia lemnae, 4866 nucleotides long. The record is from the annotation of a GenBank genome assembly. NCBI's taxonomy places the organism in Eukaryota, Ciliophora, Spirotrichea, Sporadotrichida, Oxytrichidae.